UCGAACUGAUCUGGUGAUAGGUGUGAAGCCAGUUAGUGGAUGACGAAGGAGUAGAGACCUUCUCCUUUUUGUAUAUAUUUUAUCUGCUUUAACCAUACGGUUAGGUUCUUCCUAGAAAAGAGAAUAUCUUUUUUUGAGUAUUGUACCCUGAGGACCUCGGGGCAGGAUCUGGUAUUACUUGUUUCUGUAAAUUGCUUUGUGAAGGCAACAUUUUAGAGUUUCCAGUUUUGCAGUCUCUCUCGUUUUUAAAUUUCUUUUUUUAAGAGACUUCUCUCAAAGAACCCGCAUUUUAUUUUUUAUAUUCAUAAUAUUGAGGAGUUUUGCCAAGCUUUGACUAUGAGAAUCGGACAGAGCGAGAGUUAAGAAGCUAGUCACGCUGGCUGUCAAAGCUGUGUGUCUUGGACGUUGCCACCAACUUGUUACCCAAUGGUUAUGGGUUAAGAAGAAAACAUGGUGGUUACUCAAUUGGAACUGGAGCUGUGCUUCCAUGGAAAGAAACUAAGAGGCUUCAAAUGUACGUUGACCAAGUCACCCAAUGGCUUUCUUCCGGAGACCUACUUUUCCAUCGCUGCUCAGGUCCUUGUACCGUACCUGUUGGCGGGGUUAGGCAUGGUGGCAGCUGGCCUGAUGAUGGACAUCUUUCAACACUGGGAUGUCUUCAAGACGAUCACGGAGAUCUUCAUCCUCGUCCCAGCUUUGGUGGGUCUUAAGGGUAAUUUGGAAAUGACCCUGGCAUCUCGACUCUCCACCGCUGCAAACACAGGUCAGAUGGAUAACCCUAAGGAGAGGUGGAAGAUGGCCGUCAGUAACCUCGCCUUAAUCCAGGUCCAGGCCACGGUGGUGGGUCUCCUGGCGGCCGUCGCCGCUGUCGUUUUGGGGGCUUUGUCUAAAGGAUACGUGGAGUUGGAUAAAGCGGCUGUUCUGUGCGCCAGCAGCGUCACUACGGCAUUCAUUGCGGCUCUGUCCUUGGGUCUGGUGAUGAUUGGUGUCAUCAUCGCGUCCAGGAAGGUCGGGGUUAACCCUGACAACGUUGCGACCCCCAUAGCGGCCAGCCUCGGAGAUCUGAUCACUCUCUCUCUGCUAGCAGGCAUCAGCAGCACAUUGUACACAUAUAUAGAUGUCCAGUACCUCUCCCCGUUAAUCUGCGUGGUCUUUAUUAUCCUAAUCCCGUUGUGGGUGGCGGUGGCGAAACAGAGUCCCUCCAUCGCAGAAGUGCUGAAAUCCGGUUGGCAGCCCGUCAUCGUGGCCAUGUCCAUUAGCAGUAUCGGUGGCCUAAUCCUUGACAAGACAGUCACGGACCCCAAAUUUGAAGGAAUGGCUGUAUUUACACCAGUUAUUAAUGGUGUGGCUGGAAAUCUGGUCGCCAUUCAGGCUAGUCGGAUCUCCACCUUCCUUCAUUUCUGGAGCAUGCCGGGGGUCUUACCGUAUAAAAUGAGGCAGCACUGGCCAAACCCUUGCACUACCUUUUUCUCGUCAGGUGUUAACUCCAAAUCCGCUCGAGUGUUGUUUCUGCUUGUCGUGCCCGGCCACCUGGUGUUCCUCUACACAAUCUACUUCUUACAAGGAGGACAUGCUUCCCUGACCACACUCUUUGUCACUUUCUAUCUGGCUGCUGCCCUGUUGCAGGUGGGCACCCUGCUGUACUUAGCGGACCUCAUCGUGCGGUUUAUGUGGAGGAAAGGCUUGGACCCCGAUAACUUCUCCAUCCCUUACCUCACCGCUCUCGGGGACCUACUGGGAACAGGCUUCCUCGCCCUGUGCUUCCGGCUGGUGUGGCUCCUCACUGGGACAGAGGACCAACUGGGAGACUGAGAAGACUUUUUGUUUUUGGUACCAAAAUGACACUCGGUUGGAGGGUGGGUUUGUAGAUACAACAUUGCGCAAUACUCAAAAUAUAUAUAUA
Spea bombifrons (plains spadefoot toad) is the source of this 1903-nucleotide messenger RNA. RefSeq names its product solute carrier family 41 member 3 (gene SLC41A3). The transcript is spliced from 10 exons. NCBI's taxonomy places the organism in Eukaryota, Metazoa, Chordata, Amphibia, Anura, Pelobatidae. Gene Ontology annotation, molecular function: monoatomic cation transmembrane transporter activity. Gene Ontology annotation, biological process: monoatomic cation transport. Gene Ontology annotation, cellular component: plasma membrane. Bases 451 to 1812 code for a protein of 453 amino acids. The record is from RefSeq and is a predicted model, not a curated record.